UCUCUGCUGUAAGACACACUCGCUCAGCUGUGGCCACAGUUGAUUCUCUUACAAACAUGAAUCUAUUGGUUUUUGUGUUCCUGGCGGCUGCCGUUUGCGCUUCUGAUAUUGAGAAGCGAGAUGCGGAGCCCGGCCUCAAAUAUUUGCGCCCACAUUAUACCCCAUACCGUCAUCAUGCUGGUAAAAGGGAGGCAGAACCAGAGGCUGAUCCAACUUAUCAUUUACACUACGUUUCAGCAUACCCUUACUUGAAUAAACCCUAUCGCUAUCAGAGAUCUGCAGAGCCAGAGGCUGAACCUACAUACCCUCGUUACUAUGUCCCAUCUUACCCUCACUUGAAUCUCUAUCGCCACGUAAGAUCUGCAGAGCCAGAGGCUGAACCUACCUACCCUCGUUACUAUGUCCCAUCUUACCCUCACUUGAAUCUCUAUCGCCACGUAAGAUCUGCAGAGCCAGAGGCUUAGCCUACCUACCCUCGUUACUAUGUCCCAUCUUACCCUCACUUGAAUCUCUAUCGCCACGUAAGAUCUGCAGAGCCAGAGGCUGAACCUACCUAUCCUCGGUACAAUGUUCCGUCCUACCCUUCAGUGAAAAGCCACUACCGCUACGUGAGAUCUGCCAGAAGCUGAACCUACCUACCCACAUCUCUAUAUUCCAUCAAACUACAAUGUGAAUUCCCACUAUCGCUACUAAAUAUCUGAAGAA
This is a messenger RNA of Cherax quadricarinatus, 705 nucleotides long. Its product is annotated as apidaecins type 22-like. The record is from RefSeq and is a predicted model, not a curated record. Lineage: Eukaryota; Metazoa; Arthropoda; Malacostraca; Decapoda; Parastacidae.